AUGAUGAACUUAGAAGAAACAAAGAGGAAAUCAAAGCCUCCAUUAAACUCCAUCUUCUAUACAGAACUUCUAUUUAUUUUAAUUGGAGUAUUACUAGGUGGUUUUGGUUUAUUACAGCCUCACAUCUCAUUACUAUUAUGGCUACCCUGCUUAUUGAUUUUAUGUUCGAGCUGUGGCUCAUUAUCAGCUUUGAUUUAUCUGAAUAAGGGAGUAGCAUGGAGGUCAAGUCAGAGCCUACUGCGAUUCAUGUUGUUGACUCUUUUAAUGGUUUUAUUUAGAAUUGUUUGUUCUUGUAUUCUAAUUGUUGGCAACUUCUUCCCACACUCCAAGCCAAUCAUAAGCUUAACAUUAGCAGGAGUCACAUUCCUUCAUGCAUUAUAUGGACUUUAUGCAAUUUCAAAAACUACAACUCAUAGGACUGGCAUUGAUAAAAGAAUAAACAUCAAAGAUACAAGGAAAAGCAAUCAGAUUGAGGAAAUCGCGGUCAUAAGCUUAGGAAAUUCACAACUAUUGUCUAGUCAAACGACACUCUUCACUACAUUAGAUGAAGCUGAAUUAGUAAAUUAUGUUACUUAA
This is a messenger RNA of Auanema sp. JU1783, 576 nucleotides long. Lineage: Eukaryota; Metazoa; Nematoda; Chromadorea; Rhabditida; Rhabditidae. The record is from the annotation of a GenBank genome assembly.